AUGGAGUCCUCACGCGGUCCGCCCCGUGUAAAAAACAAGGGAGCUGCGCCCAUCCAGAUCAGCGCAGAGCAGCUCCUCCGUGAAGCUGUUGACAGGCAAGAAGGUGGGCUCGACAAGCCAGAGCAGCGUUUCGCGGAUCUCGAGGAGCUGAAGGAGUUCCAGGGCCGCAAACGUCGCGAGUAUGAGGACUACAUCCGCCGCAACAGCCAGUCUCUCAAGAACUGGACCCAGUAUACCGACUUUGAGAUCCAGUACAAGGAGUUUGCACGCGCGCGGUCAGUCUUUGAGCGUGCCCUGGAUGUGCUCCCUACGAACCCGGCGCUAUGGAUGCGGUACAUUGAUUUCGAGAUCAAGGAGCGCAACAUUCAGCAUGCGCGGAACUUGCUUGACCGUGCGGUCACGCUGCUGCCCCGCGUGGAAAAGAUGUGGUACAAGUACGUCUUCGUCCAAGAGGGGCUGGGCGACAUACCGGCAUGUCGGCAGGUCUUCGAGAGGUGGAUGACAUGGCAACCGGACGAGCGGGCCUGGAGUGCCUACAUCCACUUUGAGAGGCGUUACCAGGAGUUCGACAAUGCGCGGAACAUCCUUCAGCGAUUCGUCAUGGUUCAUCCCGAGCCAAGGAACUUCCUGAAAUGGGCCAAGUUCGAAGAGGAGUUCGGAACGAGUGACCUGGUGCGGGAGGUUUUCCAGACAGCAAUCGAGUCCUUAGGGGAUGAGUUUGUGGAUGAGAGACUAUUCAUCGCAUUUGCGAGGUACGAAGCAAAACUCAAGGAGUAUGACCGGGCAAGGGCCAUCUUCAAGUUCGCCUUGGACAACCUACCACGGUCAAGGUCGAUGAAGCUGCAUGCGGAGUACACCGUAUUUGAGAAGCAAUUCGGUGACAAGGACGGCGUUGAGGACGUCAUUCUAUCCAAGAGAAGGAGAUAUUACGAGGAGCAAGUGAAGGAAAACGCGAAAAACUACGACUCGUGGAUUGAUUACGCAAAUCUAGAACAGACAUCAGGCAACGUCGACAGGGUACGAGAAGUUUACGAAAAGGCAGUCGCCCAAGUCCCACCAGCGCAGGAGAAGCGAUUAUGGAGGCGCUACAUCUACUUGUGGAUCUUCUACGCCAUAUAUGAGGAGAUGGAGGCCAAGGAUAUCGAGCGCGCCCGACAGGUGUACGACGCAUGCCUGAACCUGAUACCGCACAAAAAGUUCACAUUCGCCAAGGUCUGGCUGCUGAAAGCGCAGUUUGAGAUCCGGCAGGGCAAUCUCACACUGGCGCGCAAGACGCUCGGGCGGGCGAUCGGCAUGUGUCCCAAGGACUCGUUGUUCAAGGGAUAUGUCGCGCUGGAGCAAAAGCUCUACGAGUUCAUGCGGUGCCGGGCAUUAUACGAGAAGCACGUCUCGUACAACCCAUCCAACUGCCAAACGUGGAUCGACUGGGCGCAGCUGGAGCGAGCCCUGGGCGACCUGGAACGAGCGCGUGCCAUCUUCGAGCUGGGCAUCGACCAACCAGUACUGGACAUGCCGGAGAUGGUGUGGAAAAAGUACAUCGACUUCGAAGAGGAGGAGGGCGAGUUCGAGCGGGCGCGGGCGCUGUACGAGCGGCUGCUCGAGAAGGCGGAUCACCCGAAGGUGUGGAUCAGCUACGCGCAGUUCGAGCUCGGGGCGCCGGACGAUAACGAAGGCGAGGAGGCGCAGGAUGAGGAGGGCGUGUCGGAGGAGGCCAAGGGCCGCACGCGCAAGGUGUUCGAGCGGGCGCUCAAGAGCAUGCGGGACAGGAAGGCGGAGCGGGUGACGCUCCUAAACGCCUGGCUCGCGUUCGAGAGGGAGCAGGGCUCGCCGGAGGACGUCGGGAAGGUGGAGAAGCAGAUGCCGCGCAAGGUCAGGAAGACGAGGAAGAACGAGGACGGCGAGAUGGAGGAGUACAUCGACUACGUAUUCCCCGUGGACGAGCAGCAGCCGGCAGACCUCUCGGAUUUGAUGGCUAUGGCACAGGCGUGGAAGCAGAACUAA
Molecule: messenger RNA, 2001 nt
Organism: Diaporthe amygdali
Lineage: Eukaryota; Fungi; Ascomycota; Sordariomycetes; Diaporthales; Diaporthaceae
Product: pre-mRNA-splicing factor clf-1
Exons: 1
Coding region: 1-2001 (666 amino acids)
Biological process (GO): spliceosomal complex assembly; mRNA splicing, via spliceosome
Cellular component (GO): U2-type catalytic step 2 spliceosome; post-mRNA release spliceosomal complex; Prp19 complex
Molecular function (GO): protein binding
Source: RefSeq, a predicted model, not a curated record